Thermochaetoides thermophila DSM 1495 is the source of this 3054-nucleotide messenger RNA. RefSeq names its product DNA replication licensing factor mcm4-like protein. The coding region runs from base 1 to 3054 and encodes 1017 amino acids. Gene Ontology annotation, molecular function: single-stranded DNA binding; single-stranded DNA helicase activity; ATP binding. Lineage: Eukaryota; Fungi; Ascomycota; Sordariomycetes; Sordariales; Chaetomiaceae. The transcript has 3 exons. The record is from RefSeq and is a predicted model, not a curated record. Gene Ontology annotation, biological process: mitotic DNA replication initiation; DNA strand elongation involved in DNA replication; double-strand break repair via break-induced replication. Gene Ontology annotation, cellular component: nucleus; MCM complex.
AUGUCGUCCCCCUCGAAGCGAUCAACCCGCUCGACACGCAGCUCGGCCACGCCCAGGCCCGAGGGCUCAGACCGAACUCCCAGAGCAACCCGUGCGUCCCAACUGGCAUCGAGUCCGCUCUUCUACCAGUCGUCGUCGCCCCUGCGCCAGAGCAGCGAGGCCAGCCAGCCGGGCCCUUCACAACCCCCUAGUUCUCCCCUCCGCCAGACUGAGACGCAGGAGAGCCGCAACGAUGGUGACCGCACGCCGCGGGCCAGCGGGGCCUUGAUCGGUGAUUCCUCGCCCAUCCGCUACGACCCCAGCUCGUCUCCCGGCCGCGCCGCGCAGCACUCGGACCUGCGCAGCGAGAGCAGCGCCCUCUUUGUUGGCUCUCAGCGCUCGCUGACCUUCCGCUCGCACCGCGGCGAUAUCAACUCGGAUCUGGCCAGGACGCCGCGUGCCCCGCGCCGUGUCUUCCUCGACGAUGCUGGUCGUGUCAUCAGAGAUGGCUCGGCUGUUCCCACGAGCGAUGGCAACUCCUUUGCGCAUCAUAACCCUCAUACCUCUGAAGCCAACGCCCUCGGAGGAUCCAGCCAGAGUCUAGUUUGGGGUACCACCGUGUCACUAGAGGAUACCUUCGUCUCGUUCCGGGAUUUUUUGAAGAACUUUACCAAGAAGUACCGCAUGUGGGCAGAUGGGGCGACCGAGGCCGAGACCAACGCCGACCCGACCGCCAACAGCAAGCCGUACAUGGAGGCUCUGGAGAACAUGCUGCUUCUCGGCACCAACAAGCUCUACCUCGACCUGCGCGACCUCAAGGCCUACCCACGUACCGUCAAGCUCUGGCACCAAACCCUCAACUAUCCUACCGAAAUCAUCCCCGUCAUGGACCAGUGUGUGCAUGACUGCAUGAUCGAGCUCGCUCGUAUCGAGAUGACGAACCAGCGCGCCGCACAAGUCGCUGCCUCCAGCAACAAUAGCAACAACAACAACAACAACAACAACAACAAUAACGCUCCUCAGCCGUCGCAGCAAAGCUCCGAGUUCGCCUACCCCAGCUCGGACCCGGCCACGCCCCGUCCAGCCGGUCAGCAAGCCACCCGCGAACCGACCCUCGAAGACCAGGUCAUGCAGACGCCUUACUUAGUGCGCCCCUUCGGCCUGGACAAGACGACCAACCUCCGCGAUCUAAACCCCUCGGAUAUGGAUAAACUGAUCAGCAUCAAGGGCCUCGUCAUCCGCACGACGCCAGUAAUCCCGGACAUGAAGCAAGCCUUCUUCAAAUGCAGUGUCUGCGGACACUCGGUCACGGUCGAGCUGGACCGUGGCAAGAUCCGCGAACCGACCGAGUGUCCCCGCGCCCGCUGCAAAUCGAAGAACUCGAUGCAGAUCAUCCACAACCGGUGUGUGUUUGAGGAUAAGCAGGUUAUUAAACUGCAGGAGACGCCCGAUGAGGUCCCCGCCGGCCAGACACCCCACGCCGUCUCGGUGUGUGUGUACAAUGAGCUAGUCGACUUCUGCAAAGCCGGCGACCGCGUCGAGUUAACGGGUAUCUACAAAGUUACUCCGGUACGAGUAAACCCCCGCCUACGUACCGUCAAGGCGGUGCACAAGACCUAUGUCGACGUGGUGCAUGUGCAAAAGGUCGACCGCAAGCGGAUGGGAGCCGACCCGUCCACGCUCGACCUGCCCGAAGACGAGGACAUGGUGCACGUCUCGGCCGGCGGGCAGUCUCUCGAUGAAGUGAAGAAGGUCACGCCCGAGGAAGAGGCCCGCAUCAAAGAGGUUGCGGCCCGCCCCGACGUGUACGAGCUGCUCGCGCGGUCGCUGGCCCCUUCUAUCUACGAGAUGGACGAUGUCAAGAAGGGGAUUCUGCUGCAGUUGUUCGGCGGCACCAACAAGACCUUUGACAAGGGCGCCAGUCCGAAAUACAGGGGGGAUAUCAACAUCCUGCUGUGCGGCGACCCGUCAACGUCCAAGUCGCAAUUACUGUCGUACGUGCAUCGGAUUGCGCCCCGCGGUGUGUACACGUCGGGCAAGGGGUCGUCGGCGGUCGGUUUGACGGCAUAUGUCACGCGCGAUCCGGAGACGAGACAGCUUGUUUUGGAGUCGGGCGCGCUGGUGUUGAGCGAUGGCGGUGUGUGCUGCAUUGAUGAGUUCGACAAGAUGAAUGAUGCGACGCGAUCAGUACUGCACGAGGUCAUGGAGCAGCAGACUGUGUCGGUGGCCAAAGCGGGCAUUAUCACCACGCUAAAUGCGAGGACGAGUAUUUUGGCUUCGGCGAACCCCAUCGGGAGCAGGUAUAACCCGGAGUUAUCAGUACCGCAGAAUAUUGAUCUACCGCCGACGCUGCUGUCGAGAUUUGACCUUGUGUACUUGAUUCUCGAUCGGCCAGACGAGAAGAAUGAUCAACGGCUGGCCAGGCAUUUGCUGUCCAUGUAUUUGGAGGAUAAGCCCGAGACGGCACAGACGAAUAACGACAUCUUGCCCGUCGAAUUCCUAACAACCUACAUAUCUUAUGCCCGGUCCCACAUUCACCCCGUCAUCUCCGACCCCGCCGCGCAAGAACUGGUCUCCUCAUACGUGGCGAUGCGCAAGCUCGGCCAGGACGUGCGCGCCGCCGAAAAGCGCAUCACGGCCACUACCCGCCAGCUGGAAUCCAUGAUCCGCCUGUCCGAGGCCCACGCCAAGAUGCGCCUCUCGCCCGUCGUCGAGGUCUCCGACGUCCGCGAGGCAGUCCGCCUGAUCCAUGCAGCUCUCAAGACGGCAGCUACGGAUGCCCAGGGGAGAAUUGAUAUGAGCUUGUUGACGGAGGGGACAAGUGCCGCGGAGAGGAAGAGGAGAGAGGAUUUGAAGGGAAUGGUGGUUAAGUUGUUGGAUGAGAUGACUGCUAAUGGGCAAAGCGUCAGGUAUAGUGAGGUGGCGAGACGGUUGGCGGAGGUUGUGGGGGGCCCAGGGGGCCAGGUGGAUAGCGGGGAGUUCGGGGAGGUGAUGAGGGCGCUGGAGAUGGAGGGAGCGGUAAUGAUUGUCGGAGAGGGGCCUAGGAAGAGUGUUAGGAGGGUUACUGGUGUUUAA